UAUUAUUAAAGAGCGUACUGAAUUUGCCAAAAUGAAUUAUAUUACAAUUUAUAAUGAUUUGAAAUUAUUUGACCUUACCCUAUUUAGAAUAAGAAAGAUGGGAACUCUUACAUAUUAGAAAAAAUUAAAGCUUUUGCUCAAGCAAAUUAAGAGUUCCCAUGUUUGAGUUAAAUUGUACUUUGAAGUCUACACUUGCUGAAUAUAAAUAAGAAUGGCUUCCCCGCUUAAGUAGUUGUAGCUUAAGACUUACUUGGUAUCACAACACCGAAGCGGUAAGAAGAUAAAGGCUGCCAAUAAAACUACAACAACUAAAACGUAAAACCUUCACCUUUUUUUUGUUCUUUUCAUAUUGGGUUUUUUUCUGUUUUACAAUCUGUGAGAAUCCGAAAUAAUACAGUCCACUUCUAUCAUACAAACCUCACGAGAUUGUACAUGGUCCUUACGAGCCUCCACGAGGAACUGCGAAUAUUAAAUUUAAAAAGGAAAGAAAUCUUCACGAAAUUUUGGAAUUUAUAGGCCGAAUAUUACGCAAGAGUAAUGAACAACAACAACAAAAGCUCCCAAAAAUGCAAGGUCUGCCAAGACAGACAUCACCUGCGGUUUUGUUUGAUCUUCAACAAAAUGACUGUUUUAGAACGUGUAAAGGUGGCAAAGGAGAAGGGAUAUUGCUUUAACUGCCUUUGUGGGUCUCAUACCAGGGAAUGGUGCCGUUCUCGGAAUGCUUGCGCAGUGUGUAACAGAAAUCACCAUACAAAACUUCACGUUGAUGGUACCAAUGAGCCCAAAAAGCAAGCCCACUGCAACAAGCCAUAUUCAUACCAAAAACAGUCGUCACAUGAAUUUUUAUCAUCUCGUACCCAAAGUAAAACACACAAAGCCAAUUCAUCGCAUCAGAAACCAAAGUCUCAAGCAGAAGGAUACCAAAUAAGACAACGCCUUGGCGGACGGUCCAAGAAGCAUGUAUUUAUGCCAACUGCGUUGGCACGUGCAAUAACCAUAGUUGGAGCAAACAAGACCCGAAUUUUAUUAAACUCAGGAGCAACAGAGACUGUUAUAUUAAAGUCAUUUGUAAAAAACAAUCAGUUCCAGACAACAAAAAGGAAUGACAAAGAGUACUGUACGGUUAAUUUACAAUCGUUUCACGACAGUGCCGUCAAAAUACAAAUCCAUGGAUUGGUACAAUCAAAAUUUACUUCACCGCUCCAGAAAAAGUCCGAUCCCCAUUUCUAUCAUCCGGUCAACAUCGAUAUUGUGGUUGGCAACGAUGAGCUAGCGAAGGUGCUAAAGGCUGGUCUUAUCCAAACACCGUACGAACAAAACCACGACCACUUCCCCGGCUGUACGCAGCAACAGCAAUCCCAUCAGCAGCAGCAGCAGCAACAUCAGCAAUGGCAGGACAAAAUACCAAAAAGUCUGACUGUUGCCCGGCUUAAAGUGUCCUUUUGGCAAAAUAUUUACCCAACAACCAACCAACGGGCAAGGAUAACACAUUGCGCAGUAUUCGAGGAAUUUAUUUCGGUUGAAGUUACUUCAGUGCAAUAUGUCAUAAUCGUAAUUGAAGUGGUAGAAACAAGGAUAAAUUUCCAAGUGAAUUCCAGACAAAGAUCGCAUUUAAAUCUUAAGAAAAAGAAAUACGACAAACAGCUGGCAAAACAAUACAACAGCAGUGGCAACGACGUGUUAAUAUUGCAACAACAAAAACAAUUGUAG
Molecule: messenger RNA, 1710 nt
Organism: Stomoxys calcitrans (stable fly)
Lineage: Eukaryota; Metazoa; Arthropoda; Insecta; Diptera; Muscidae
Exons: 6
Coding region: 538-1710 (390 amino acids)
Source: RefSeq, a predicted model, not a curated record